AUGAAUUUGUUACGCAUAUUGGAUAGCACGCCGGAACCUCCUAUAAUUGAAUUGGAGCUCAGCGAAACAAAUAACAGCGGGGACUAUCAUUUGGGCACCCCGAUGUACGAAUACCAGAAAGAGCUCACCGAUCAAAUUAUUUCCCUUCAUUAUCCCGAUAUACUAAAGUUUUGUGAAACUGAUGACCACAAGGACAUUAUACUCAAGUCGGUUGAAACGUGUAUCGAAAACUGUAUGCUAGUGUGUACGCAUCCGUAUCUAUUAAUCAGCCACUACAUGCCUAAAAAUUUAGCUGUGAAGGAUAUGCCAGCGAAAUUGGCAGAAACAAGUGGUAAGUUUAAUGUUUUGAAAGAUUUAUUGAAUGUCAUAAUUCUGAACAAAACAUCGCAUGUAAAGUCAGUGGGUCUUGUUAUGAGUAAUAAUGUGAAGCUCUUUGAUUUGAUAGAAGCUUUAAUUAUGGUGUGCCCUGGUAACAAAAUCGUUAAGCGAUAUGUUGGAAAUAAUAUCCAGCGGGAAUCAAAAAAGGCUGUCAAAAACGGCAAUGGCGGUAACGGGAAUAGCCUCAAUGGACACGGUAAUAAGUCUAAAAACCCAACUCAAAUUCACCUUAUACCUGCCGAUGGUGACAUUCAACGGGACCAAGAUCUAUUUGAGGCAUCUCGAUUUGAUGUAUUGAUUGCUAUUGAUGGAAAUGUUAACACCCAAACAGCGUUUUAUCAAAAUUUGGAGUCAAAGAAUCAUUCAAGUGAAGAGCAACCAGCAGUCACCAUUCGUUUGGCACCAUUCAAGACAAUAGAGCAUAUAAAAUUGUUUUACCAGCAAAAUAAUGGUGACAAUGAUUACUUGUACAAGCUUAUUUCAUCAGUCGUAUGUUUGAGGGAUUAUAUUGGAAACAUCCCUCCCGACAUUUUCCCAAUAUAUCAUCAGAGGCUAACAUAUUUGGGACCCAACUUUUUCGAUCACAUAUUUCAGAACAGAGUAGGCACAUAUCCGGCAUGGCCAUUACCGGCUCUUCCCACAAUACAGAAAUUUACUCCAAUUGAUGUAGAAAGGUCAUUGCUAACAGAAGCUCAUUUUCAUUACACCCCUUACGGGUUGCAACCGUCCAUGUGUGAGAAAGCUACUCCAACAUACUACGAAUCAAAACGUCUACAACUGGACUAUAUUUCUAACCCAUUGAAGAACUCCUAUAAUGAGUUGAUUGGAAUAACUGGUGCUACCGAGAGACAAGACACUAGUAUGUUGACUCACAAAUUAUUACUCCAGUUGAAUACAGCGUGCAAGGAUUUGAGAAGAGCAAAAGACGAGUAUGCUUCUUACAAAAAAUAUGAUUCUGAGGAGGUUCAAAAUAAAAUCGGGAGAAGAGAAAAGGAAAAGAGACUAGCUGUUUCAAAAAUUUUUGACGAUCUAGACCAUUCGCAACAGAGGAUCGACAGUGGUAACAAGUGGCACACCAAGAAACAAGAACAACUCGAAGAAAUUAAGUCAGCUAUUAAGGAAAAAGAAGAUGCGUUAAACAGCUUUCUGAAUAAAGCUGACACUCCCGAAAAGAAAUUGUAUGUUGAGAAUCAAUUGCAAAUAUGGAAGCUUAAAGGUCAAGUAAAACAGUUUAUUGCACGAAUACAAUCGAAAAGCGACGAGAAGAACUUUACCAAUAAGGAGUACGAAAACUCUUUGAGUGCCAUUAACGAAGCCAAGGAAGACCAAACGUUGCUUACUGAACAAAUACGAAAUGCAAAAAGGAAAUAUGACGAGUACGAGCGAGACCAAGAAACCAAAGGAGAACAGUUUGAAUCUAAGCAUCAAUCGAUUCUUGACGAAAUUGGUGAUUUGGAAACCGCGAAUGAGCAGCUCGAGAGAAAACUAGGUAUUGCGUUCAAGUUUUUAAAGGACACGGCACAUUUCAAGAAACGGAAAGCUCGAACCAGUACGCCAAGCAAAUAG
Lodderomyces parapsilosis is the source of this 1944-nucleotide messenger RNA. RefSeq lists its product as uncharacterized. The record is from RefSeq and is a predicted model, not a curated record. The transcript has a single exon. NCBI's taxonomy places the organism in Eukaryota, Fungi, Ascomycota, Pichiomycetes, Serinales, Debaryomycetaceae. Gene Ontology annotation, cellular component: HDA1 complex; nucleus. Bases 1 to 1944 code for a protein of 647 amino acids.